CGAAGCUGUAACGGCUCGCGUAUAAAGAUGGGACAGGGAUUGGGAAGCUCCCCAGCACUCCAGCUAAGCCGCUCUUCGUCUCUUAUUCACGACCUUUACUUGACUUGACGUCUCUCUUCUUUCAUCUCUUUAUUGCUUUCGCAACUGCUUCUUUGCUUGACGAAGAUCACCUGUAGCCCUAGUAGCCUCUCGACGCCUUUCAACGUCCUUACGCCUUAUACGCCUCGCCAAGACACCAUAUCGCCGGUCGAUACUCCUACACGCACACAUCCCACAAUGUCUUUCAACAUGAACGUCUUUGCCGGCCUCCCCACCGCCCUCACCCACGCCCUCACGUUCCUGACGACCCCCUUGCUCAUGGUGUACCCGGCCACGACGGUGCUCAAGCUCCAGCUCAUCCUCCAGGGCAACAUCCUCUCCCACUACAUGCCCGCGUUCUCCCUCACGAAACCCAGCAAGACCACAGCGUGCCCGUACGACAUCCGCCUGCUCCUCGCGCCAAACCAGCUCCCGCCCACGCCUAUCCUCGCCGCGUGCAUCGCGAUGGGCAUCGACUGGCCGACGUGGGCGACGCUCCUCGGCGGCGAGGCGCUCGAGAUCAUCAUCACCGAGGACUGCUUCGCCUUCCGCGCCGCGGGCAAGCUCACGAUCGUCUGGCAGGCCAGCGUCGGCAUCGCGAAGCGCCACACUGUCGCCGCGCGCCAGGCCGUGGCUGCUAAACCCAACGACAUCCGUAUGCCGACCGUCACCGCGAUCUCCUCCGCGGCGGACGUGGACGCGAUGGAGAUGGACGUGGACACGAUGGCGGUGAGCAUCUCGCGCCCGUCGUCGCGCUCCUCGACCACCUCCUCGCACGCGUCCCUCUCGUCCUUCGCCUCCUCGGGCAACGAGAGCGCUACGAGCGCGGGCUCCGAGCAUGCGCCGUGCAUGAGCGACGAGGACAUGCCGUACUCGCCGCCCAAGGCUGCCCCCCGCGCGCGCUCGCCCUCCGUCGCCGCGAUGGACGUCGAGGACCAGCCGUACCGCCCGGGCCCGCGCCGCGUCGUCGUCGACAAGACGCGCCAGCCGCAGGCCUACAAGUACCAGGGCGGUGAGACCACCGUGCUCACCGGCGGCGUCAUGCUCGGGCGGCCCUCGAAGGCGCUGCCCAAGCUCGCUUCCUCCCCGCGUCUGCCCUCUGCUCCGUCGACGCGCCCCUCCCCUCGCCCUGCCUCUACCCCUGCGCCCAAGCAGAGCAGCAAGCCUGUCUCCGACGGACCCUGGCGCCCCUCGUGGCGCUCGGGCGCGCGCAAGAUGUCGCGCCUCAUCGCCCCCGAGUCCGACAACUGGCGCUCGCGUGCGUAAGGGCAUACCUUCCUUGUAUGAUGGGCAUGCCAUCCUAGUAUGACGGGCUUGCUGUGCUCGCAUGUCUGAGGCCUACCACUUUGCGAUACCUCGAACAUUCGCGCAUCGUCCUCUAUCCGUCCGCUUAUUAUCCUCUAUCUAUCCGACCAACCCACCGCUCGACGCGCGGUCUGGCAGGGCCCUGCCGUGCGUCGUUGCUAGAUCUUGGUCCACGCUAGAUGCUGGUACUCUUUCCUCUUUCUUAUCCCGAAACGAUUUUCUAUCCCGGACUGACGCCCUUGCUUCAUUUGACGCCUGCUAGCUUCACUUGCCGCCUGCUCGCUUCACUUGAUGCCUGUGCAUCACCCCCAGCCCUUGCACCUUCCCCUUGUCUCCUCCUUGGACAACGAUUGUUUAUGACUUUCGACUCAGCUCCCCGUGUUCAUCACCUUUGCUCCAGUUCAUAUUAUGUACAACGCUUUGUCACUUGCUCUCUGUUUGCUACGCAUCUAAUGUAUCCAUAUAGUAUUCUGGCAUGUGCUCCUAGUGGGCGGCCACAAUGAACAGACCAUUGGUGUCCUACUAUCACGAGUGAUUGUCCUCAACUGCGAGUGAUUGACCUCAAUUGCGCGCGGUGGCCGGUGACCUUUCGGUUUUAGCUGUCUGCUGCGUCUGACCACCAUUAGCCUCUAGCGCGAACGUGUGCCCAGGUCGCCCAAACCGUGUACGCCGCACUCGACGUUCUUGCUAUCUGCGCCUGCAGCCUCGCCCUCGCUGGUGUUAGCCUGCAGCCUCACCGUUGGUUUGAGCCUGCAGCCUCAACAUUGGUUGUAGCCUGCGGCGCCGCCGGCACGUAGGUGGCCUCGCUACUCCGUCUUGUCAAAGGGAAGCACGUCUUACCAGAGCGAGGAAUCACGGCCUGCC
Schizophyllum commune H4-8 is the source of this 2247-nucleotide messenger RNA. RefSeq lists its product as uncharacterized. The coding region runs from base 277 to 1344 and encodes 355 amino acids. The transcript has 3 exons. Lineage: Eukaryota; Fungi; Basidiomycota; Agaricomycetes; Agaricales; Schizophyllaceae. The record is from RefSeq and is a predicted model, not a curated record.